Macadamia integrifolia is the source of this 2514-nucleotide messenger RNA. Its product is annotated as bZIP transcription factor 17. The coding region runs from base 51 to 2318 and encodes 755 amino acids. The record is from RefSeq and is a predicted model, not a curated record. Lineage: Eukaryota; Viridiplantae; Streptophyta; Magnoliopsida; Proteales; Proteaceae. Gene Ontology annotation, molecular function: DNA-binding transcription factor activity. The transcript has 2 exons. Gene Ontology annotation, cellular component: nucleus; endoplasmic reticulum membrane.
UCCUUCCCAUUAAAACCCCUCUCCCUGGUCUGAAACCUCGAAAUCCUGUGAUGGCGUGUCAGGAACCUACCAUGUGCGGUUCCCUUCCUGCAACCGACCUAGCAAACCCUAAUCUGCCAGCAGAUUACGAUCCUCUUCCGCUUCCUCCUCUCGAUUACGAUUACUUCGACGACGAUCUCAACUUGCCGGAAGAUUUCGCAGCGAAUCUAGGGUUCGAUGGCGACCUAGGUGACAUCGAUUUCACCUUGGAUGAUCUCAUUCUACCCCCCGAAGACGAAGGGUAUGUCACAGGAGAUCGUUCUGAUUCUCUUUCGUGGCAGAAUUCGAAAGCUACUGAUGGAUCGGGGGUUUCUUCCUCGUCUGGUGGAUUUGAUGUUGCUGCGAUUCUGAAUUCUCCUUCUCCAGAAACGGGUAGCUGCAAUCGAGGAUUUUCUUGUGCUGUUUCCUCAGAAGAAUUCGGUGGCUGUGGGUCGGGCGGGGAGAAGGGUUUGAAUUCGCUUUCGCCAGAUUCUGGUUGUUGCGAUGGAGGUCAAUCUGGGUGCAUUUCAUCGUCUCCUAAUUCAAGCAAUAACACUUCAGACAUCGUUGUUGAUCAAAAGAUUAAGUCGGAAGAAGUCGCAAAUGGGUACUUGGCGAAAAGGAAGAAAGCGAAGGAAGAUUGCAACACUGACCCUAGGAGUAGUAAGUUCCGUAGGUCUGAGAAUGUGAACUCUGUGCUCUCUAAUGGUACAUUGGAUGAAGAAGAGGAGAAGAAAAAGGCGAGGUUGAUGAGGAACAGGGAAAGUGCACAGCUCUCUCGUCAGAGAAAGAAACAUUACGUAGAGGAGCUUGAAGACAAGAUAAGGUCCAUGCAUUCUACGAUUGCAGAGUUGAAUAGCAAGGUAUCCUUUUUCAUGGUUGAAAAUACGAGCUUACGGCAACAAUUAAGUGGUGGAGGCAUCUGUCCGCCGCCUUCCGGAAUUUAUCCACCUCCUCCCAUGGCUCCCAUGGCUUAUGCUUGGGUUCCUUAUGCUUCUUACCCUGUGAAACCACAAGGGUCUCAAGUUCCUUUGGUCCCAAUUCCAAAACUGAAACCACAGCAGUCCACAACCAAGGCUAAGAAAAUUGAGAGUAAGAAGGGUGAGACUAAAACUAAGAAAGUUGCUAGUGUUAGUCUUCUGGGUGUGUUGUUUUUCAUGUUUCUGUUUGGGUUUUUGGUUCCUUUUGUAAACGUUAGAUAUGGAGUAAAUGAAGAAGCAGCAGUAAACAGUGGAUUACAGUUUUCUAGUAAUGGGGUUUAUGGUAAUCAUCAAGGGAGGGUUUUGACUGUUAUGGGACGCGGUAACAAGUCUGAUCCUGAUGUAGGAGUAAGAUUGAGUACUAAGAAGUCUUAUCUAACUGGAGUUGAUGGAAAAAGUAGUCGUUAUAAAAGAGAUGGAUCCGAAGGGGUAGAUUCAGAAGUAAAACAGAACUUAGGGGAAUCACAGAAUUUGCCUCUGAGGAAUGCUAGUGAGCCUCUCACUGCAUCACUCUAUGUGCCAAGAAAUGACAAGCUUGUGAAGAUCGAUGGCAACUUGAUAAUUCAUUCUGUUCUCGCUAGUGAGAAAGCCAUGAAAUCUUCUCAUGCUUCUAGUGAAUUGAAGCGUGAUAAGGCAACUGUGUCUCCUGCUCGUGAAGCUAGAGAAACUGGUUUGGCAAUUGCAGGCAAGUUGCCUCCUGUGUAUGGUGUUGCUCAAGCUGGGCGGAAUUCUGAAAGACAUCAUCACUCGUUCAGGAACCAAAAUGACCGUCGGAGAGCUCUUGCUUCCGGUUCUGGAGAUACUUACAAGGACAAUUCAAAGUUAAGUUCUGCUGAUGGAUCGCUGCAACAAUGGUUCCGUGAAGGCCUUGCAGGACCAGUAUUGAGUUCUGGCGUGUGCACUGAAGUCUUUCAGUUCAAUAUCUCUCCAGCUUCUGUUAAUGCAGCUGCUAUUGUUCCAGUAACAUCGGUUGCCAAUGCUACUACAGCGAAUCCCCCGCAUUCUGGUAAGAGGAAGAACAGACGAAUACUCGAUCGUUCUACUAUUCCCCUUGCUAGAUCUUCACAAAACAAAACUGAAGAACAUGUUGGGCGAAACUCAAGUGGUGGAAACUUCGAAGGCAAUAAAUCUGUUUCUCCAUUGGUUGUUUCUGUGCUGGUUGAUCCUAGGGAGGCUAGUGACGUUGAUGGUGAUGGAGUAAUCUCCUCAAAGUCCCUGUCUCGAAUUUUCGUUGUCGUUCUUGCGGACAGUGUCAAGUAUGUUACUUAUUCAUGUGUGCUUCCUCUCAAAGGAUCUGGUCCUCAUCUGGUAACUACUUGAAAGGAACAAGGUUAUCUAUAUUAACUUUUUUAAUGGUAUGCCCAUCUGUUUAACUGACGUUAGUACAUAACAGAGUAGCUCUACAGUUCACUGUUUUGUUAUUAUCUUCAUGUUCUAAUGGUCUUCUGAUUUCAGUCCAGUGUUAUAGAUGAUGCAUGCGAUUUUUGCGCAAUCUUAUUUUUAGUUGCGCACUCUA